Molecule: messenger RNA, 3249 nt
Organism: Zingiber officinale
Lineage: Eukaryota; Viridiplantae; Streptophyta; Magnoliopsida; Zingiberales; Zingiberaceae
Product: protein FAR1-RELATED SEQUENCE 6-like
Exons: 6
Coding region: 168-2831 (887 amino acids)
Biological process (GO): regulation of DNA-templated transcription
Molecular function (GO): zinc ion binding
Source: RefSeq, a predicted model, not a curated record
CCCUUCUUUGCUACGAACGCAGAAGAGGCACGCUCGAUCCGACCGCCACCCUCCCUCCCCUCUUCUCUCUCACCGCCAGGAAACCCUCGGCGAAUUCUUUUCGGCUUCGUCGGAGAACAUCGCCGGCGAUCAAUACAAGGAUCCAUUUCUCUUUUCCUGAGCAGGCGAUGCAGGGCAUAGAAGGACCCAGCGCCCGACAGAGAAAACCCAGAAGGCCCGCCCUUUCUCUCAACUCUCAGGAUGUGACGGGAGAUAGUGCCAUGGACGGAAUUGAAGGAAUGGACGCUGAUGAAUUGAUUGAUGAUAAUGUCGGGGAUGAAAUUGACGACAGAGUUCCUGAGGUGGGCAUGGUGUUCAAAAAUCAUCAAGAGGUGUCUAGAUUCUACAAGCGAUAUGCUCGCCGGGUGGGGUUUGGCAUUGCCAUAAGAAGAUCUGCCUUCACGGAAGAUGGACAUUGCUUGUACUUAGAAUUGAUGUGCUGCAAAGGGGGCCGGAAGCGACCAGAGCCCAAGUAUCGGAAGCGCAACUCAGCAAAAACAAAUUGUCCAGCUAGGAUUAAAGUUAAGCUAUGGGGUGAUGGGAUGCUUCACUUGGUUGUGGCGAACAUUGACCACAACCACCCUGUUAGCCCCUCCAUGGCAAGGUUCUUGACUUGUUAUAAGCAGUUAUCAGGCGCUGCCAAGAAGCGUGCUGAUCGAAACAAUGGAGAGGCUGAUGAGCCAAGAUUGCCGCCAACUAUGCCACUUGAUAGAUUAAGUGCGCUUGAAGAACUACUCUUUAGCGAGAGUGAGCAUAAGAGUUUUGUGGAAAGAGGUAGAUUAAAGCUUGGGGAAGGGGAUGCUGAAGCCCUUCGUCUUUUUUUCACCCGAAUGCAGGCAAAGAAUACAAAUUUCUUCAAUGUCAUGGAUUUGGAUGAGGAAGGGAGUGUGAGAAAUGUCUUCUGGGCAGAUGCACGGUCAAGGGCUGCACAUCAAUAUUACAAUGAUGUCGUCAUGCUAGAUACAACAUAUGUGACAAAUAAAUAUGAUUUGCCUCUUGCUACAUUUGUUGGGGUGAACCAUCAUGGCCAGUUGGUUCUAUUGGGUUGCUGCUUGCUAUCAGAUGACACCAUGGAGACAUAUGUAUGGUUGUUUAAGGCAUGGAUAGCAUGUAUGUAUGGAGAGUUCCCCAAGGCGCUUGUUACUGAUCAAUCCAAGGGCAUUCAGAAUGCUGUUGCUCAAGUUCUCCCCAAUGUUCGCCAUCGCAUGUGCCUGUCACAGAUAAUGAAAAGAGUACCUGAAAAAUUAGGUGGGUCAGCAGAUUAUAGAGCCAUUAACAAGGCAAUGCAAAAGGCUAUCUAUGAUUCCUUAACAGCUGAUGAGUUUGAAGAAGAUUGGGCAAGGAUGGUUGACAUAUAUGGACUUCAAGGUAAUGAAUGGAUCAGAUCAUUGUAUGAAUUCCGGCAUUCUUGGGUCCCUGUAUAUCUAAAAGAAACAUUUUGGGCUGGCAUGUCUACCACCCAGCGUAAUGAGACUAUAGUUGCAUUUUUUGAUGGCCAUAUUGAAGCAAAGACUUCUUUGAAGCAAUUUCUUAGUAAAUACGAGAUGGCAUUACUGGAUAAAUAUGAAAAGGAAGCUCAAGCAGAUUUUGAGACAUUUCACAAGCGACGACCUUCUGUGUCUAAAUUUUACAUGGAAGAACAACUUUCCAGAGUAUUCACACUUAAUAUGUUUAAGAAGUUUCAAGAUGAGAUUGAGGCCAUAAUGUACUGUCAUGCAUCGCUGCUCAAGGUAGAUGGACCUAUAUCUACUUUUGAUGUCAGGGAAUGUAUUUUUCUUGAUGAUGGCAAGAGGACAAUGAACAAGAACCAUGGAGUUUUAUUCAACACAGAAGAGAAGGAGAUUCAGUGCAUAUGCGGUUCGUUUCAGUUUAGAGGGAUCUUAUGCAGGCAUGCCUUGUCUGUGCUCAAGUUGCAGCAAGUGCAUGAAAUUCCAUCCCAGUAUGUUAUCAACCGGUGGAAAAAGGAUUUCAAGCGAUUGCAUGUUCUAGCUCAAUCUUCAGAUGAUGUCAUUGCUAAUAAUAGAAUUGAUCGAUAUGAUUACUUAUCAAUGCGAUGUCUUCAACUUGUUGAAGUAGGAGUCUUGUCAGAUAAAUAUCAAUUAGCUCUUAGAUUAAUAAAAGAGAUGGAGAAGUUUCUUCUAAGUGAUAACACAUAUGAUGAUACACAGCCCAAGAUUAAGCCUCGUAUUCCUAAAGCAAAUCGAUUGAUCCAGAAUCGCAAGCAAAAUGUUGGAACUAGUGUGAUAUCUGAAAAUGGAAAUGCAGUGCAGCAGCUUGGUGGUCUUAUGCAGUUGAAUGAGGGACAUCCUUCUCUAGGAAUCACAAAGGCUACUGAUUUUCAAGUUCUUCCAACUCCAUAUCUUGCCACCCAAAUCAGGCCACAACAAAAUACAAAACCCACGGUUCUCAUUAUGUUGUCUUCGUGCUCUACAUUAAUAUUCUGGCAGAUUUACCUGGCAUCACAUACCCUUUUUUGGAAAUUAUGUUUGCAACAGGAAGGAGGAAAUCCAACUGUCUUGCCUCGUAGUCAAUUUGGUUUGUCGAUGAAUGGAAACCAAGCAACAGUUCGACCAGGCAUUGUGUAUAUGUUCCCGGGUGGAUUUGACCCACAGACAUUUGGAAAUGGACCUUUGAUGCCAUGGAUCUAUCAGCCGGUGCUCCAAGCUACUCAGAACCCAAAGGAUCCUCUGGCACCAGGUCCUCCUAAAAGGAGACGGAAAAUAUUCCGUGAUCAAAAACCUGUGGAAUCAACUCAAGAUCCAAAAGAAGCACCUGUUGCAACAACUAGUUAAUGGGUACAGCACCAAGCUGCAGCUUUAACCCAAGGAUGGUGGCGAAGCAGAUCAAAUCAGAGCACACAAAGAUAUUGGUUGAGCUUGCUGUAGAGAACAAUUCAUUCCAGCUUGAAGGCACAACUGAGCAUUUGCCACUCUACAAUCUGCAAUACCAUUCCCUCUAUGAUGCUCCUUUGUAGUUGCUUUUGUGAAGGAUUAAGCAUUUCAACAUUUUCCAUGCAAAUCUCUGUAGAGUUCUUUGUUUAUCCACGGUAACGAGUACCCAAGUGGCCUAUCUUUGCAGUUAUAUAAGUGUUAUUUUUCGAAUUAGGCACCUCAAUGAUGUAUCUCAUUGACUGUGAUUCGAUGCCUUGUAAUGACAACAUUAUUAUUUGUAGAUCUCCAUGUGUGAAUAGAAACUUCUUACCACCCCAAA